AUGCCCAGUACUUUAGUAGCUCUCAUAGAGGGGGCAUGUAGUCCUGCGCGUUAUGAACCAGAGUUAAGUCUCAAUCUCGAGAUUUGUGAGAUGAUAAAUAAAAAACAAGGCAGCGCUCCGCGCGAAGCAGCAUUUACUAUUGUGAAACUCAUCAACAGUAGAAAUAUGAAUCAAGCCAUGUUGGCACUCACUUUACUGGACAAUUGUGUUAAAAAUUGUGGAUAUCCUUUCCACUUACAAAUUGCCACCAAGGAAUUCUUAAAUGAGUUGGUUCGUAAAUUUCCAGAACGCCCAGCUCCUUUUCCCAGCCCUGUGACACAACGUAUUUUGUAUUUAAUCAAAGAAUGGAAAGUCGCAUUAACAGACAUGUCUAAGCAUAAAGAUGAUCUAGUACAUAUUAAAGACAUGUAUCGUUUGUUGAGAUUCAAAGGAUAUCGAUUUCCAGAAUUGAGAGACGCUUCUGUUGCUGCUUUGGCUCCUUCUGAGACCUUAAAGUCAGCUCAUGAGUUGGAAGAAGAAGAUAGACUCGCACAAUCAGCUAAAUUGCAAGAGUUGAUUCGCCGUGGCAGGCCUCAGGAUUUAGUAGAAGCAAACAGACUGAUGAAGAUCAUGUCAGGAUAUGAUACACGUCAGACUCCUGAUUAUAGUCAAAAGUUUGAAGACGAGCUAUCGAAAAUACAAGACAAAACAAUUUUACUGUACGAAAUGCUCGAAACAGUUCAGCCCGGCGAAAAGGUGGAGAAGAACGAAACAAUCAUGGAUCUGAAAAAUGCCUGUGCCAGUGCACAACCCAAAAUACAAAAGAUGAUUACAGAAGAAGAGGAUAAUGACAGGAUUGAAAAUCUAUUGACAUUGAAUGAUAUGAUUAAUAAUGUUAUGGCCAAGUUCGCAGAUGUCAAGAAAGGGUUGUACGAUACACACUAUGAAAUUAGUGGAAAGGGACCUUCACAAAACACGGCAGGCGUAGGAGAAGAACCUAAACAGGCCAUCAGUUUGAUUGAUCUCGAUGACGAUACGACAACAUCAUCUCCAAGCAAUCAAGCCACGAGCACGAGUAGCACUGUCAACGACCUGGCUGAUAUAUUUGGGGCUACAGUUCAGAUUUCUUCUACACCUACGACACCUACCUUAGCGUCGAAUCAAACGGCAACUUCAUCCAAUAACAAUUUUGCUGGAACGUCAAAGCAGGAUAUACUUGACCUUUUCGGUAACACGAGUGCUACUACGAAUGGUAACAGUAGCAGUAAUAAUUUAUCACCCGUUAUUCCUUCCUCUAUAUCCAACACUGCUACUGCUACAUCCUCUCCAAUUUUUGCAUCUCUUUCACCUCAGUUCCAACAACAGCCAUCGCCUUCUUUUGCAUUAUCUCAGCAGCCGUCUCAACAGCCAAUCUCAGCAGCACCAACAGGAGUAGAAGAAAAACAAAAUUUGAUUACUUUGGUCAAUCAAAACGGCCUCAAGAUUGAAUUACUUAUAAAGGAUCGUAAUAGUCCUAUUUGUAAAAUCAAGGCUUUUUAUUCCAAUCAAUCCUCAGCUCCUAUGGAGAAACUCAUGUUGAGAUUAGCAGCACCAAAGUCAAUGCAAAUCAAUAUGGAACCUCAAUCUUCACAAACAUUACCACCGAAAUCAACCCAUUCUGUCACUCAAAAUAUGACUCUCAACAAUCCAAAACAGGAACCUGUAAGAUUAAGAUACAAAGUAACUUACGAACAAUUUGAUGUUGAAAUGGAAUUGACGGGUGACUAUAAAUAG
Molecule: messenger RNA, 1752 nt
Organism: Mycotypha africana
Lineage: Eukaryota; Fungi; Mucoromycota; Mucoromycetes; Mucorales; Mycotyphaceae
Exons: 9
Coding region: 1-1752 (583 amino acids)
Biological process (GO): protein transport to vacuole involved in ubiquitin-dependent protein catabolic process via the multivesicular body sorting pathway; Golgi to vacuole transport; Golgi to endosome transport
Cellular component (GO): trans-Golgi network
Molecular function (GO): ubiquitin binding; phosphatidylinositol binding
Source: RefSeq, a predicted model, not a curated record